UCUCCUUGGCCUUUACUAGUAGUACAAGAUUUUGGGGAAUUUGGAGGAGUUCCUCUGACAAGGGGCCUCCAGCUUUCGCUUACUGAAAUGCUGUGCCUGUGCGGACGACACCAAACAGUCUCCAGAUAAGCGAGGGAGCAAAGCUGUCCCUCGCUAGGCGGAACACGCGCCUCCCAUCGUCCGCCGAACAACAAACGUUCCAGAUUCCGAUCGUCCAACCAAUCAGCCACGCAGCCCACACCGCGCUCCCUGCUGCCCACAGCUACCUACGCCAUGGCAUUGGCCACGCCGCUCCGCCACCUCCUCGCCGCGCAGCCCGAGCCCGCCACCGGUGCGGCGCCGUCCCUGCAGGCGCAGCCAGCGCGCGCCUCCCCGCACCACCGCCGUCUCCUUCUCCGCUCCAUCAGGCACGUCGCGGCGCCCUCAGUGUGUCCGGCAUCCGCCAGGGUCGCGGCGAGGGCGGCGGGCGGGGGGCGGCCGACGGUGCUGGUGACGGAGAAGCUGGGCGCGGCGGGGCUGGAGCUGCUGCGGGCGUUCGCGAACGUGGACUGCGCGUACGAGCUGACGGCGGAGGAGCUGCGCGCCAAGGUGUCGCUGGUGGACGCGCUGGUGGUGCGCAGCGCCACGCGGGUGACCCGGGAGGUCUUCGAGGCCGCGCGCGGGCGGCUCCGCGUCGUGGGCCGCGCCGGCGUCGGCAUCGACAACGUGGACCUCCAGGCCGCCACCGAGGCCGGCUGCCUCGUCGUCAACGCGCCCACCGCCAACACCGUCGCCGCCGCCGAGCACGCCGUCGCGCUCCUCGCCGCCAUGGCUCGCAAUGUCGCCCAGGCCGACGCCUCGCUCAAGGCCGGCAAAUGGCAGCGUAGCAAAUAUGUUGGAGUUUCCCUGGUUGGAAAGACAAUAGCUAUUAUGGGCUUUGGGAAGGUCGGUUCAGAAGUUGCUCGACGCGCGAAAGGACUUGGAAUGGAUGUCAUUGCUCAUGACCCGUAUGCUCCCGUUGACAGAGCCCGGGCUAUCGGUGUAGAUCUUGUAUCGUUCGAUGAUGCCAUCUCUACUGCAGACUUCAUAUCACUGCAUAUGCCUCUGACACCGUCAACAACAAAAAUUUUCAACGAUGAGACUUUUGCAAAAAUGACGAAAGGAGUCAGGCUUAUCAAUGUUGCGAGGGGUGGAGUGGUCGAUGAAGAAGCAUUGCUGAGAGCACUUGAUAAUGGGACUGUUGCACAGGCAGCACUCGACGUAUUCUUUGAAGAGCCACCGCCGAAAGACAGCAAGUUAGUACACCAUGAAAAUGUCACGGUGACGCCGCACCUUGGAGCUAGCACAACAGAAGCACAGGAAGGCGUUGCCCUUGAAAUUGCAGAGGCUGUUAUCGGUGCGUUGAAAGGCGAACUGGCUGCCACUGCUGUCAAUGCCCCAAUGGUCUCUGCUGAGGUUUUAGCCGAGUUAUCCCCAUAUGUCGUCCUUGCUGAGAAGUUGGGACGUCUCGCCGUGCAACUCGUCGCUGGUGGCAGUGGGAUCAAGGCAGUCAAGAUUGUCUACUCAUCGGCCAGAGACCCGGAUGACUUGGACACAAGAAUUCUCCGCGGCAUGGUCACAAAAGGCAUCGUCGAACCCAUUUCGAGCGCAUUUGUCAACAUUGUCAAUGCCGACUACGUUGCCAAGCAACGAGGGCUCCGCAUAAUCGAGGAGCAGAUCCUCCUCGACGGCUCCCCCGAGGCCCCUAUAAACUCCAUCCAGGUCCAGCUUGCCAAUGUGGAGUCCAAGUUCGCCGGCGCGUUGUCUGACGACGGCGACAUCAGGGUGGAGGGGAAGGUUAAGGAUGGCACGCCGCAUCUCACGCUCGUCGGCCCUUUCAGCGUCGACGUCAGCCUUGAGGGCAACCUGUUGCUGUGCCGGCAAGUCGACCAGCCGGGCAUCAUCGGCAAGGUGGGAUUGAUUCUCGGGACGAUGAACCUGAAUGUCAACUUUAUGAGCGUUGGCAGGAUUGCUCCGGGGAAGCAGGCCAUCAUGGCCAUUGGGAUUGAUGAGGAGCCUGACAAGGAAGCUCUCAAGUUGAUCGGGGAGACGCCGUCGGUUCAGGAGUUUGUCUUUCUUAAGCUUUAGAGAAUGUAGGUUGAUUUCUACUCCUAUAUAACAUCUCCGGCUUUACUAGUAUGAUGAGUGGUUUUUGCAAGCUUAUUUAGUUUCUAUGUAGAAUGGUAUUUUUAA
This is a messenger RNA of Aegilops tauschii subsp. strangulata, 2211 nucleotides long. Its product is annotated as D-3-phosphoglycerate dehydrogenase 1, chloroplastic. Gene Ontology annotation, cellular component: chloroplast stroma. Gene Ontology annotation, molecular function: NAD binding; phosphoglycerate dehydrogenase activity. Gene Ontology annotation, biological process: L-serine biosynthetic process. Lineage: Eukaryota; Viridiplantae; Streptophyta; Magnoliopsida; Poales; Poaceae. The record is from RefSeq and is a predicted model, not a curated record.